Apis laboriosa (Himalayan honeybee) is the source of this 1774-nucleotide messenger RNA. Its product is annotated as CDK5 regulatory subunit-associated protein 3. NCBI's taxonomy places the organism in Eukaryota, Metazoa, Arthropoda, Insecta, Hymenoptera, Apidae. Gene Ontology annotation, cellular component: endomembrane system. The coding region runs from base 123 to 1664 and encodes 513 amino acids. The record is from RefSeq and is a predicted model, not a curated record. Gene Ontology annotation, biological process: regulation of mitotic cell cycle; regulation of cyclin-dependent protein serine/threonine kinase activity. The transcript has 9 exons.
AUUUAUCUAUAUAUUCAAUUUUAUAUGGUGAUAGUAAAAAAUAAGAAACAACAGCUGUUAUAACCUAUCAAGGAAAAGACGUAAAUAAAUUUUAUAAGUUAAAUUGUAUAAAGUUUCAUAUCAUGGAGGAACAAGAUAUUCCUAUUGAUAUUAAUAGUGGAAAAUUAUUAGAAUGGUUAAUUAAUAGAAGACAUUGCACUAAAGAUUGGCAUGUAAUGGUUUUACCAAUUAGAGAAAAAAUUAAUAAUGCAAUACAAGAUAUGCCUAUUCAUGAAGGCAUUGCAAAAUUAUUAUCUGGUUCAUAUAUCAAUUAUUUUCAUUGCUUGAAAAUAAUAGAAAUUUUAAAAGAAACUGAAGCUGAUACAAAAAAUGUAUUUGGCAGAUAUGGUUCACAAAGAAUGAAAGAUUGGCAAGAAAUAUUACGUUUAUAUGAAAAAGAUAAUAUAUAUCUUGCAGAAGUUGCACAAAUACUUAUAAGAAAUAUUAAUUAUGAAAUUCCAAGUACUAAAAAACAAAUUCAAAAACUAGAACAAAUACAAGUUGAAUUAGAAAAAAAAGAAGCUGACUAUAAAAAAUCAGAAAAUAUUGCUAGAUCAGAAUUUAAUUUACUUUGUAAGCAAUUAGGUAUUCCUGGAGAACAAAUAAAACAGGAAUUAACUGAGAAAGUAAAAGAACUUCCAGAAAUUUAUGAAAAAAUUGCCAAAAAAAUAAAAUCAUUAGAGAAAGUUGUAGAAUUUUAUUGUGCUUUUGUUAAUUAUACUCUUGGUAGACAGCAUGAUGGUGGUUGUGUUCCUAUGGUAAAAUAUAUAAUUGAUAAAGGAAAUACUACAACAUAUGAAUGGAUUUAUGGAGAAGCUCCACUAUCAGUUAGUGAACCAUCUUUAAAUAUAAGUUUAAAUAAUGAUGAUUUAGACAAUAAGAAAAUUGAAGAUAUUGAUAACAUUGGAAUUGAUUUUGGAAAAAUUGAUAUAAACAGUGGCAUAAAUUUUGAAGAUAUAAUGUUAGAAGGAGGUGAAAUUGAUUGGGGUGAUGAAAAUAUAGAUGAGGUUAUAGAAGAUGAAAAUAUAGAUUAUAAUAUUUCUUUAGAAGAAUCUGGUAUAGUUGUAGAAGCAGCUGGUCAUGAAGGUGGAAUUGCUACUGGUAGUAAAGCAUAUACUGUUCUCGACAACCCAUCAACAAGAAAUGAUUUUAUUAAUCAGUUAUUUGAGUUGGAAGCAUUUCUUAAAGUACGUUUAUAUGAGUUUAAAGGGGAUGAUAGUGUAAAUUUUUUAAGCUUUAGUCAAUUACAAGAUUCAUCUUCUAUUGUUCAGUAUUCUACAUUGGAAAAUACUCAAAAUAUGUUAGAUAAUGUUCAAGUUGUUUUAUCUGAAAUUUUGGAUACUAAAGUUCAACACUUACACAAUAUUAAACAUUCUGUAAGAUAUGUAGACGUUUUAACUUCAUCAUUGAAACAAAAAUUAAGCUUAGUUGAGAAAAUGAUAAUUUUACAAAAAAAUGUAAAAGAAAAACGAGAAAAUUCUGGUGAAAAUAUUAAUUCUAUUCGACCUUAUCUUCAACUUCUUAUACAAAGAACAAAGGAACUUCAAACAGAGAUCGAACAAGAUAUUUCAAAAAAAUAUAAAAACAGAACUGUGCAUUUAACUGGAAGUAUAAAUAUGUUGUAAAUAAUUAAAAAACAAAAAUAAACGAAAUAUGUCCAUUGUAAAUAAGUUUUUAUUACAAAAUAAAAAGAAUGUAUAGUAUUAUUUAAUGAUAUGUAAAGAAAUUACUAUAU